Musca domestica (house fly) is the source of this 1215-nucleotide messenger RNA. Its product is annotated as epimerase family protein SDR39U1. The record is from RefSeq and is a predicted model, not a curated record. The transcript has 4 exons. NCBI's taxonomy places the organism in Eukaryota, Metazoa, Arthropoda, Insecta, Diptera, Muscidae. The coding region runs from base 110 to 1012 and encodes 300 amino acids.
CAAUAUUUGUUGCAUUGCUGUUAUCGUUUAAUGUUUUUGUUUACAACUUGCAUACGAACGUUUACAUCAUACCCAGAAGAAAGAACUUUUUCCAAAGGUUUUCCAAACCAUGGCGAGACACGCUCUAAUUGGUGGUGGUACUGGUUUCGUGGGUACUCGUCUUGCCAAACAUCUGGCUGGUCAAGGAUAUGAAGUUACCGUAGUAUCUCGUAUGCCUGGCCUAAAACGAAUCACUUGGCAUCAAUUGGAGAAGGAUGGACUGCCCAAAGGUGUUACAUCAGUGGUGAAUUUGGCCGGUCAAAAUGUAUUGGAUCCCUCCAGAAGAUGGACUGCCGGUUUUAAGCAAAACGUAUGGAAUUCACGCAUUAAUUCGGGUGCAUCCUUGGUGAAGGCUAUUGAAAAGGCCGGCGGUGUUGAGGCUUUUGUAAAUAUAUCCGGAGUUUCUCAUUAUCCUCCCAAUGAAAACAAGGUCUAUACGGAAAAUGAUGAAGUACAAGGUUUUGAUUUUAUGUCACGUCUUUGUUUGGAGUGGGAAAAGGCUGCCACUUUGCCAGAUGGUGUACAGAAUGUAACAAGGGGUGUAAAGUUGCGAACCGGUGUUGUUGUGGGACGUGAAGGUGGCAUGAUCCAGUCCAUAUGGAUACCCUUUAAUUUGGGAGUGGGUGGUCCCAUGGGUACGGGUAAACAAAUACUGCCAUGGAUCCAUUUGGAAGAUUUAUGUCGCCUCAUUCAACAUUGCUUGGAAAACAAAGAGUGUAAGGGAGUAUUUAAUGCUGUGGCACCCGACAUUGUAACAAAUGGUGAAUUUUCCAAGACCUUUGCUUCAGCCUUACAUCGACCCUGCCUCUUUGCUGUACCCGAAUUCGUUGUUGACUUAAUGUUUGGCAAAGAUCGCUCAGCUUUACUGUUGAGCGGUGCCAAAAUCGAACCCAAACAUGCUUUGGAUACGGGCUUCGAGUUCAAAUAUCCCACUGCCAAACUGGCCUGUCAGGAAGUGGUGAAGAAACAAUGAACCAAAUUGAAAAAAAAAACAUCUGUAAACGAUAACAUUACAUACAUAACAUGGCUUUUUGUGAUUGGUACUUUUAUAAAAGUAGGUCUAAUAUGAUGUUCCUUAUUUAUACUAAUAAUUUCUUUCAAAUGAUUUUGAACAAAUUGUGUAAUAUAUAAAAGAAAUCAUAUUAUUUAUUUAUGCCAAAAAUAUAGAAUGAAUCU